GCUUCAAUCUCCGAACUGAAGAACCCCGUCCACCUCCUCCCUCCUCUCGUUUCACACAAACCCUAAGAAUCAAAACGAUGGAGGAGCCUCAAAACGGCAACACGAAUUCGGUGACAGUGGAAGAGGACGAAGGUCCAAUUGUAGGACCCGGACCCGCCCCUCGCGCCCGACCCAAGCGCCCCCUCCAGUUCGAGCAGGCGUAUCUCGAUUCUCUUCCCUCAGCUAACAUGUAUGAGAAAAGUUACAUGCAUCGUGAUGUGGUUACACAUGUUGCUGUAUCAGCGGCAGAUUUUUUCAUAACUGGGAGUAUUGAUGGGCAUUUGAAAUUUUGGAAGAAAAAAGCUAUUGGGAUUGAGUUUGCUAAGCAUUUUAGAUCCCACUUGGGUCCCAUUGAAGGUCUAGCGGUUAGUGCUGAUGGCUUGCUUUGCUGUACAAUUUCAAUUGACAAUUCUGUGAAGAUAUAUGAUGUGGUCAAUUAUGAUAUGAUGGUCAUGAUUCGUCUACCUUAUAUUCCUGGUGCUGUUGAAUGGGUCUACAAGCAAGGAGAUGUCAAAGCUAAGCUUGCCAUUAGUGAUAGAGAUUCAUCAUUUGUGUAUGUAUAUGAUGCACGAGCAGGUUCAAACGAGCCUAUUAUCUCAAGAGAGAUACAUUUGGGCCCAGUAAAAGUUAUGAAGUAUAAUCCUGCCUUUGAUACUGUAAUAUCUGCUGAUGCAAAAGGAAUUAUAGAGUACUGGACUCCUGCUACACUUCAGUUUCCAGAGAGCGAGGUGAAUUUUAAAUUGAAAAGUGAUACUAAUCUCUUUGAAAUUGUUAAAUGUAAAACAACUGUUUCUGUCAUUGAGGUCAGCCCGGAUGGUAAACAAUUUUCCAUUACAUCACCUGAUCGCAGGAUUCGCGUUUUUUGGUUCAGAACAGGAAAAUUGCGGCGAGUUUAUGAUGAAUCACUUGAGGUUGCCCAAGAUCUUCAGAGAAGUGAUGCCCCUAUGUAUAGGCUGGAAGCUAUUGACUUUGGGAGAAGAAUGGCAGUUGAAAAGGAAAUUGAAAAAACAGAAACUGCACCACAACCCAAUGCUGUUUUUGAUGAAAGCUCUAAUUUCCUUAUAUAUGCAACUCUUCUUGGAAUAAAAAUGGUAAAUUUACACACAAAUAAAGUUGCUCGAAUUCUUGGCAAGGUGGAGAUCAAUGAUAGAUUCUUGAGAAUUGCCUUAUAUCAAGAUGACCGGAGCAGUAAGAAAGUUAGAAAAAUUCCUUCAGCUGCUGCAAAUGCUAAUGAGAGCAAAGAGCCAUUAACCGACCCCACACUCUUGUGUUGUGCUUUUAAAAAACAUAGGAUCUAUUUAUUCAGUCGGAGAGAACCAGAAGAACCAGAAGAUGCAACAAAGGGAAGGGAUGUCUUCAAUGAAAAGCCUCCUGCAGAUGAGCUUCUGGCUGUAUCAGAUAUCGGGAAAUCUGUUACAACAUCUCUUCCUGACAAUGUGAUUUUACACACCACGAUGGGUGAUGUUCACAUGAGACUGUACCCAGAAGAAUGUCCAAAAACUGUGGAGAACUUUACAACACACUGCCGCAAUGGGUAUUAUGAUAAUCUCAUAUUUCAUCGUGUCAUCAAAGGCUUCAUGAUACAGACUGGAGAUCCUUUAGGAGAUGGUACUGGUGGGCAGUCUAUCUGGGGAAGGGAAUUUGAGGAUGAAUUUCACAAAAGUUUACGACAUGAUAGGCCUUUCACAGUUUCAAUGGCAAAUGCUGGCCCAAAUUCAAAUGGGUCUCAGUUCUUUAUUACCACUGUGGCUACACCAUGGUUAGACAAUAAGCAUACUGUUUUUGGCCGAGUCAUAAAGGGAAUGGAUGUUGUACAGGCUAUUGAGAAAGUGAAGACAGAUAAGGCUGACAAGCCAUACCAAGAUGUGAAAAUCCUAAAUGUGACUGUCCCCAAGUCCUAAGAAUUUCUCUCAGUGUUGAAACUCUCUGGAUAUGGGUGGUGCUCUCCUUUUGCAGUUAGAGUGUAUCAGGCAAGUAUUUUGUUAGUUUUUGUGAGGCAUCAUAUGCAGCCUAGUGAGUACCAAAUCCUUUUACCAUAGAAUUCAGAUAAAGCCCCCAGCCGAGUAAACUAUAUUGUUUUCUCAAAGAUAUAAAAUUCCUUUUUGUUCUUAUAAACAAAAUUCAAAGGUUGUUUGUUUGAGAUUCUAAACAACUCAAUAGUGCAGCAGAACAAAUGACUCAAGUUCUUCUAAUCUAACAAGCCUUACUUGGUCACCUGACUCCCAGGGAUUUUGGCAAUUUAGACUGACAUCUCUACUUUCUUGGUGACUCAAGAUUGCGUUAUUUUUCCAUGUACAGGGGUUGUGCUCAUGAAAUGGAUCUCAGGAAGACUUUUUCAAUUGAGUUAUAAUCUAAUGUACACAUUUGGAGAGGUCUUGUGAUCUUCUACUCUGGAGUUUUAUUCUAAUAUACACUAUCCUCUCCUCUUAAAGACAUUUGAAUAUGGUCUUUUAACAUAGGUUGUUCCUGUGCGCUCUUAUCGGAUAAAAAGGGUCAUUGGAGGGUGUGGUGUAUCAUUUCCAUUUUAUACUUCUUUCUGCCUAUUUUGAAAC
Molecule: messenger RNA, 2591 nt
Organism: Rubroshorea leprosula
Lineage: Eukaryota; Viridiplantae; Streptophyta; Magnoliopsida; Malvales; Dipterocarpaceae
Source: the annotation of a GenBank genome assembly